Messenger RNA from Angiostrongylus costaricensis, 1446 nucleotides. Lineage: Eukaryota; Metazoa; Nematoda; Chromadorea; Rhabditida; Metastrongylidae. The record is from the annotation of a GenBank genome assembly.
AUGGUUGUACUUACGUUCAACUAUCGCAGUCGUGUCACGCGCGGCCGCGCUGCGUUAUCGAGGAGUUAUGUUGUGUGUGCUCCAGAUUUCGGCCCACCGAAAUGGCGAAUGGCGCGACGUCACUUUGUCGCCGCUCUGGCGCUGCUCGGAUUUGCCAAUAUCUAUGCGAUGCGAGCAAAUCUGAGUGUCGCUAUAGUGGAGAUGUCAACCGGAACCUACAGGAACAUCAACGGAACACGUGUUCAUAUUGACGGCGAGUUCCCACUAUGGUCUUCAAUGACACAAGGUGUCAUACUGGGAUCAUUCUUCUAUGGAUAUAUUCUGACGCAACUCCCAGGUGGCAUUCUUGCGCAUCGUCAUGGUGGAAAAAAUUUGUUUGUUAUUGGGGUUUUCGGUACUGCGGUUUUCACACUCCUCACUCCGCCGCUGGCAAAAGUUGGAUACGGCGCUCUCGCUUUUGCUAGGUUUGUUGAAGGACUGUUUGAGGGUGUAACCUAUCCAGCGAUGCAUGUAAUGUGGAGCCAUUGGGCACCAAUUCUUGAGAAGACAAAGCUGGCGACGUUUGCCUUCUCAGGUUCCUAUUUCGGCACCGUGAUCGCAAUGCCAUUAUCCGCUGUCAUUGGUCAAGCGCUUGGAUGGCCCUUCAUUUUCUACUUUUUCGGUUUACUAGCUGUACUUUGGUGUUUUGUUUGGAUUAGAAAAGUUAGCGAUUAUCCUACCACCGAUCCUCAAAUCACCACCGAUGAACUCACACUUCUUCAACGAGACGCUGUCGGUCAUAGUCACUAUAUCGUACCAUGGGCCGAAAUGUUGAAGAGCAAACCGGUAUGGGCAGUAGUGGUCGCGCAUUUCUGUCAGAAUUGGGGAUUCUAUACAAUGCUUACAAAUUUGCCGAGAAUUCUGAAAGAACUCGCGAACUAUGAGUUAGAAAAGGCCGGAUUUGUGUCCGGAUUGCCGUAUUUGAUGAUGGGAUGUACGCUGGUAUGGGGUGGGCAGCUGGCCGACUAUCUCCGAAAAGAGUGUAAUAUCGACACAUUGAUUGUACGAAGACGCUUCUGCGCAGCAGGAUUCGCAGGACAAGCACUAUUCCUUGCCCUGGCAUCCGUUACAUCAUCGCCUCCGCUGCUCGUCGCUUAUCUUACAGUGUCCAUAGGAUUAGGAGGUAUCUGUUGGGCCGGCUUUUCUGUGAAUCAUCUCGAUCUUGCACCACAGUUUGCUGGUCAUUUGAUGGGAAUUUCAAACACACUAGCAACGCUACCAGGCAUGUUAUGCCCCUUGAUUGUAGGAUACGUUGUAACAAGUGGAACUACACUUGAAUGGAACAUAGUUUUCUACUCAACGGCUGUUGUAUACGGCUUUGGAGGCGCAUUCUUCUGGAAAUACGCAUCUGGCGAGUUGCAACUAUGGGCAGGAGAGCAAGCUCCGUUCGUUGGUGAACUACAUUGA